AUGGCAGAUAUUAGAGACUUCUCACCAGAUGCAGGGAGUGGCCAUAAGAUUCCUUUUCCUCCGCUUGAUCUUGAAUCAGGUGUCCCUCCCAGCGAUAGCCCUGCAAGCGAUCGUAAAGCGAGCUCCUCGAGUCGAUCCGAACGGUCUGGAACGCGAGUUCAACCUUCACCGAUACUGAAGCGCCGUCAAACCCGAUCGAAUACUGUUCGCACAUUCGAUACGAUCGAGGAACAUAGACCCAAUUGGCACCCGGGGCAGGAACCUGGCCUGGACACUUCUCUUCCAAAUGGUGGCCGGUCGCAGACUCCACUUCUGUACGAAGAGUGUCAGAUAACGGUGGUGGACUUCAGUGAGAAUGAUAUGGUCAUGUACGACUUUUAUACCAACAAGGAAUUCCUCGAGUUUCUAGAAAAGAACCAGGAGGACUGGGUCCAGUGCCGAUGGAUCAAUGUCAAUGGACUCAGUUGGGAUAUUAUUCAAGCGCUGGGUAAUCACAAGAAACUCCACAGACUCGCGAUUGAAGAUUUGAUAAAUACAAACAAUCGGACAAAAGCGGAUUGGUAUACCGAUCAUACCUAUAUCGUUCUUACGCUCCAAAAACUCGUUCACAUACACCCUGACAGCGAUAGCAGCGAUUCGGAUUCGGAUGGGGAGGCCAAAAAGGAGAGGAGCAAGAAACGAAAAAAGGGAGGGUUUAUGAGACAGGCAAGCAAGACGUUGUUUGGAUCCAAAACACAAAAUAAAUAUUCGGGGAAGAGGCGAAGAGCGAAGGUGGUUGCAAAUUCCCACAAUCCGACAAGUGAAUUUGUGCAUGGCCACACAGAUGGGGAGAAGGGUGCACCAAUGCAGAAACUACGAACUCUUCAAAGAUACCACGGAGGGCCCAAUCACGAAAGAAUGGCGUUUAUGGAGUCUCACUCCCCGUUAUAUGAGAAGGACCUGGCUGUUAGUGCUGAACAGGUGUCGAUAUUUCUCACAUCGGACAAUACCGUCAUUUCAUUCUUUGAAUCCUCCGCCGAUGAUAUUGAGCUUCCUAUCAUCCAUCGUCUGGCUACUCCGGAUACUCUCCUGAGGAGGUCGUGUGAUGCAUCCAUGAUCACGCAAGCAAUAAUCGAUGCUAUAAUUGAUUUGGCUAUCCCGGUGGCAGCAGCUUAUCAGGAUGUUAUUGGGGACCUUGAGCUCGAGGUACUCACCAACCCCGAUAUCAAACAGUCGAGGACGCUUUACGUGAUUACGAGCGAGAUUUCCAUGAUGCGUGCAUUUGUCAGUCCAAUCGUCAAUUUGAUUGACGCUCUCAGGGAUCACAAGACCGGUGGGUUUGGGCCUCAGUACGGCAUAAGGAGCAAUUCACAAGGAAACAAGCUGGCGGUGAAGAUCAGUCCGAUGGCGCAGACUUACCUUGGCGACGUACUUGACCAUUGUUUACAAAUUACCGAAUCACUUGAUCAGAUGAGACGGUCAUGCGAUAAUAUGAUCGAUUUGAUUUUCAACACGAUAUCCGCCUAUCAAAAUGAAUCCAUGAAGCAACUUACUGUUGUCACGAUCAUCUUCCUUCCGCUGACUUUCUUGACUGGAUAUUUCGGAAUGAACAUUGUACGAUUUCCAGCUAUCGAGCACGAUGAGAGCUAUUUUUGGAUAAUUGCAAUCCCGGUGGUGUUUGUUACUAUGGCUUUCUUGAUGCGGGACAUCCUGAAAUGGUGGUUUGUUAAGAUAGUUCAGAGGCGAGGAAUAUCCAGGAGCCGUAAGACGAGAUUGACUCGCGAGGCUACCAUGAAGAGAAAUUCGUGA
This is a messenger RNA of Glarea lozoyensis ATCC 20868, 1788 nucleotides long. Its product is annotated as CorA soluble. The transcript is spliced from 3 exons. Gene Ontology annotation, biological process: metal ion transport; transmembrane transport. Lineage: Eukaryota; Fungi; Ascomycota; Leotiomycetes; Helotiales; Helotiaceae. Gene Ontology annotation, molecular function: cobalt ion binding; cobalt ion transmembrane transporter activity; magnesium ion binding. The record is from RefSeq and is a predicted model, not a curated record. Gene Ontology annotation, cellular component: membrane. The coding region runs from base 1 to 1788 and encodes 595 amino acids.